Psammomys obesus (fat sand rat) is the source of this 4667-nucleotide messenger RNA. It is a transcript of the gene Gab1, whose product is annotated as GRB2 associated binding protein 1. Bases 822 to 2906 code for a protein of 694 amino acids. The transcript has 10 exons. Lineage: Eukaryota; Metazoa; Chordata; Mammalia; Rodentia; Muridae. The record is from RefSeq and is a predicted model, not a curated record.
UUUCAGAGAAAGUCUGGGCCGAAGCUAGAGGCGACGGAUCGUGGGAAGGGGAGGCGGAAAGGCUAGGAGAAGGAGGGCCCGGGCGCGGGCCGCGCCUCCCCGAGCCCGCCGCGCGCCCCCGGGAGGGGGAGGAGCGCUGGGGACGGGACAGAGGGGUCCCUCCCGGGAGCAGAGCCGCCCUGCGCCUCGUCCGAGCGCCGAUCCCCGCCCUCGUCGGAGGCUGGAACGCAGACCCACCCUCCGGCCGCGGACCCGCGUCCUCCCCGACGCCCGGCGACGCCCCGCCGCCGGUCCCUGCGCGCCCUAGGCGGAUCGGGACCUGCCGCCGCGCCCUCUGCCACCCGGACGCCGCACGCCUUCCCGGGCGCCCUUUCCCGAGCAGAGGGGAGGCGAAGAUCGCGCCCCGCCGCGCGCGGGCAUUGUGUGUGCGCGUGCGGCGCGGGGUCCGCGGCGGGGAGCGCCCGCGGGAGGUCCUGUCCCCCGAGGGGCGGAGCGCAGGGCGGCGAGCUCCGGUCGGGGCAGUGUCCCAGCCGAGCCCUGCCGCUGCCGAGGCGGCGGGACGGCGCGCCUGGCGGCCGGGAGGCGCACUGAAGAAGGCCGGCGAGUGCUGGUCCCCGCGGCGCCCGGUAGGGGUACGCUUUGGUCCACGGGUCCGCAGGAGAGAGGUUCGGUCGCCGCCACCGAGCGCGCGGGGCCGGGCCGCCCCGUCGGGGGAAUCUGCGAGGUCCUCUGGGCUGCGUGUGCCAGCCGUGCCCGGGGCGCGUCCGCUGUGUUCACCGACCCCUCCGGUGCCUGGUCCUCGGGCCCUCACGGCGUGCACCAUGAGCGGCGGCGAAGUGGUCUGCUCGGGAUGGCUCCGCAAGUCGCCCCCGGAGAAGAAGCUGAAGCGUUAUGCGUGGAAGAGAAGGUGGUUCGUGCUGCGCAGUGGCCGUUUGACCGGAGACCCCGAUGUCCUGGAGUAUUACAAAAAUGAUCACGCCAAGAAGCCUAUCCGGAUUAUUGAUUUAAAUUUAUGUCAGCAAGUGGAUGCUGGGUUGACAUUCAACAAAAAGGAGUUUGAAAACAGCUACAUCUUUGAUAUCAACACCAUCGACCGGAUUUUCUACUUGGUGGCAGACAGUGAGGAGGACAUGAACAAGUGGGUCCGCUGUAUCUGUGACAUCUGUGGCUUCAAUCCCACAGAAGAGGACCCCGUGAAGCCGCUCACCAGCGCCUCACAGGCACCUGUUGACUCGCCUUUCACCGUGAACACAGCACCAGCCUCCACCCAGGUGGAAGCAUCUUCGGUUGCGCUACCUCCUUCUUACCAGCUCAUCAGCCUCCCGCCACACCCAGACGCUCUCGGCCUCCAGGACGACCCACAAGACUACCUCUUGCUGAUCAACUGUCAAAGCAAGAAGCCCGAACCCACCAGAAGCCAUGCUGACUCUGCAAAGCCCACCUCCUCUGAGACAGACUGCAAUGACAACGUCCCUUCCCAUAAGACUCCCGUGUCCUCCCAGAGCAAACAUGGAGUGAAUGGCUUCUUUCAGCAGCAGAUGACGUAUGACUGCCUGCCACCCCGGGCUGCCUCUGUCUCUGUAGACUCCAGCCUCUAUAACCUGCCCAGGAGUUAUUCCCACGACGUGCUGCCAAAGGAGUCUCCGUCCAGUACCGAGGCGGAUGGAGAGCUUUAUGUUUUUAACACCCCAUCUGGGACUUCCAGCGUGGAGACUCAGAUGAGACACAUAUCUCUUAGCUACGACAUUCCGCCAACACCUGGGAACACUUACCAGAUCCCACGGACAUUUCCAGAAGGCACAUUGGGACAGUCAUCAAAGCUGGACCCCAUUCCUGACAUACCCCCACCCCGGCCACCAAAGCCGCAUCUGACUCACGACCGGUCUCCUGUGGAAGCGUGCGGCAUCCCGAGGGCAGCCUCAGACACCGACAGCAGUUACUGUAUCCCAACGGCAGGCAUGCUGCCUUCCCGGAGUAACACCGUUUCCACCGUGGAUUUGAACAAGUUGCGGAAAGAUGCUAGUUCUCAAGAUUGCUAUGAUAUUCCACGAACCUUUCCGAGCGAUAGAUCUAGUUCACUGGAAGGCUUCCAUAACCAGUUUAAAAUCAAAAAUGUGUUGACAGUGGGAAGUGUCUCAGGCGAAGAACUGGAUGAAAACUACGUCCCCAUGAAUCCCAACUCACCACCACGACAACAUUCCAGCAGCUUUACAGAACCAAUUCAGGAACCAAAUUACGUGCCCAUGACCCCUGGGACAUUUGACUUCUCUUCGUUUGGGAUGCAAGUGCCACCUCCUGCUCAUAUGGGCUUCAGGUCCAGCCCAAAGACCCCUCCCAGGAGGCCGGUUCCUGCUGCAGACUGUGAGCCGCCCCCGGUGGACAGGAACCUGAAGCCAGACAGAAAAGCCAAGCCUGCUCCCUUAGAAAUCAAGCCUCUGUCUGAGUGGGAGGAGCUGCAAGCCCCGGUCCGGUCUCCCAUCACCAGGAGCUUCGCACGCGACUCCUCCAGGUUUCCCAUAUCCCCCCGGCCUGAUUCCGUGCACAGUACCACAUCAAGCAGCGACUCUCAUGACAGCGAGGAGAACUACGUCCCCAUGAACCCGAACCUGUCCAACGAAGAUACGAAUCUCUUUGGCAGUAACAGCCUGGAUGGAGGGAGCAGCCCAAUGAUCAAACCCAAAGGAGACAAACAAGUUGAAUACCUGGACUUAGAUCUAGAUUCUGGGAAAUCCACACCACCACGAAAGCAAAAGAGCAGUGGUUCGGGUAGCAGCAUGGCUGACGAGAGAGUGGAUUAUGUCGUAGUGGACCAACAGAAGACCCUCGCCCUGAAGAGUACCAGGGAAGCUUGGACAGAUGGAAGGCAGUCCACAGAAUCUGAAACACCCACCAAGAGUGUAAAAUGAAGAUACACCAUUGCCAGCCAACAAGAACUGGGUGGAAAAGAUAGACGCCAAGUGAAGAUGCUUCUCCUCUCUUGGUGGAGCCUCAAGCAAGCAGGGGCAGAGAAAAGGACCUCUCAGACAUGUUCAAGCAAAUUAGAUUGUGAAUGGUGCUGUGUGGUAUUCAGUUUGUAACAUGUAAAUAACGUGGGGAAAUAGUGUUUUAGUCCUCAGAGAAACGUCUGUCCCUAGCUAACACACUGUAGUAUUACUAUACUGACGCACUUUCUCAUUUAAAUCCUUGGUUUGGGUCUUCCCAAUCUACCUUAACAGAAUUCCCUUGGGAGUUCUUUUUGUCUCCUCACACUACUCUACAUAACGUACUAAGGAUUCUGGAAAUUCUAGUGAAGCUACAGGGCUAACACCAUUACAAUGAGAAGUAGGUUCCCAAAUCGCUUUUCCCUUUACGGUGGUAACCAUUAGCUUAAGCUAUAGAAUAUAGUUGGACUUGUUCUUCGUCGUUUUCCAAAACUACCGGGGAUAAUGUAUAUACUGCCGUCAAGACCCAGUUCUCUGGCUCAUGUAUACUUAGGUUUUAAUAGUAGAACUUUGUUGUUUUCUGUUAAUUACAGUGUUUAGUGUUCAUUGUGUGCAGGUUCUGCUGGGUAGGAUCUUGCACCUUUGAAAGACUGACUCUAGUUACACUAUUAAGCCCACAGUUCAUCCACGGCAUGGAUUGAUGAUCUGUUCUAACACUUGUCACGUAGUAAACAUUAUUUGCAAAAGGUAGAUUGUAUAACUAAUCAGGUACGUACAGGCCACUGAUGGGCUAAUAUACUGAUCAGGUUUAGACAAAGAACUUAAGUUCAAUUUUUGUUAAUCCUAAUGUUGGUUUAGAAUUAAUGAACCAGUUGUCAUUCACUGUCGGUUACAGCAACAUACUGUGAUUUUUAAUUAAUUAGACAGUAAUUCAAGAUUAUUACUCUUAUUAAUGAAAUUAUCUCUUUUGACACCGUAGUGCCCUAUGAUUUUUUUUACUUAAUAUUCUUCUUGGCCUUAUAUUUAAAUCCCUAUGCAAUUAAUGUUUUAUAUAUGCAUUUUUUAAAAAAAAGAAAAUGUCAUUUUAAGUGAUUCAUGUAUGUAGCACCUGUUGCUUUUAUGAGUAAAUGAAUUAAGAAUUUUGUACUGUGAUUUGUAUUCACUGCCCCAAUUCUCGAACUGUUGGAGCCUUGCUGUGCUGUGAAACCCUGUAUUCGUGAACACCACCCAGCCCGAUCUCUGAAUCCACCAGGCGAGAGUGCAAGUCUCUCCCCUGUACCAGGCCAUCCCUGGUGUGGGCGUUCAGACCAUCAGUUAGCGGCUCUAAAGUUACGCUUGUCUGUCUUGGCUUAGCUGCCUAACUCGGGAAGCAGUUAGCGUCGUCCAUUAUUCACUAACUUACGUACAAUCUCUAUGCAUUGGUCUGGCGCUCACUAAUGGCUUGGGGUGGGGACACAGAGAAUGUCUCUGAGACAGCUGAGGCUUGUCUCCCUCCAUUCAGACCUCUUAACUGUUGCCUCAGUACACAUGUGCCCUGAUUUAUGGCCCAUAGGCCACAGAACUGUGCCUACUCUGUGUACUACGCUGUUUUUCUAAGUCCACAAGCUGUGUUCUUAGCUAGGUGAAUUGUAGACUAGUAACAUUGGAUGCUUUUAAAUGUGUGCUUCUUUUUAAACAAAAACUAAAACCCAGAACUGAAUUUUGAGGUGGAUUUUUAAAUAAAAUUUUAAAAAAAGAUUCUUUGAA